AUGGUUGCUCUACCUAAGAAAUACACGCGGUUGGUCCAGUAUCUGGGGGUAGUGACACUGUUGGUUGUCGGGUUAUUUUACUUCAAUUUACAUGGAAAUAUAACGCUACUGUUAAAAAACGGUGAAGGCGGUGUUCUCAGCCGCUAUUCAAGAGAUCCAGAAGCCCCUUUGAAUGGUAUAGUAGUUAAUUUUGGGUUACAGCGCUGCUAUCACCUUGCAACAUGGGUAAGGAUAUGUCCUUUCAAAGAAAGUACUCUUAACAUUGGCUCUGGUGAUGUGCAUAUUUCUAACAUUAAAAGGGUUGUAGUUAAUAAGGAUCUUUUGGGUUCUGAACACUACAAUUGGUUUGGAAGUUCGGAAUUCAUAUGGUAUGAUGUGUUUGAGAUCAAAUCGGUAACAGAUGUGAAGAACGUGCCGACUGGUAUAAGACUCAAAGGUCUAACAUCAAUAAGAAGCAACUCAAAGGGAAUAUGUGACCAUCCGUUGAGAAACAUGUGUAUAGAAGCUCAUAACCUUGAUGAAAGCUCUUUGGAGAACGUGAGGUUUAUUUCAAAGCUUACUGUUUUGUUUGGAGAAGAUGCUACUGAUCCAAGACCCAAUUGGAAUUUGAAUAAAGAUAUGCCAUUGAGCAAUGUCAGAUUUCCUAGCUAUAUUUCAGAGACUUAUUGGGACAACAAUGGCCCCAAAACUCUUUCUUUGAGCUCUGAUUCAAGUACUACUCAGGACUUGGUACUGAAUUAUAAGCAAAAGUUUAAAAUAGUGCAAUUUGCUGAUCUUCAUUUUAGCGUAGGCGUUGGAAGAUGUAGGGACGAAUUCCCCAAGCACGAUGUUUGUGAAGCAGACCCGAAGACUCUAAAAUUCAUGGACUCCGUAUUAGAUAUUGAGGAUCCGCAGAUGGUUGUUUUCACUGGAGACCAGAUAAUGGGUGAUGAAUGUAAACAAGACUCAGAAUCUGCACUUUUGAAAGUUUUGGCUCCGGUCAUAGCGAGAAAAAUUCCAUGGGCGAUGGUUUGGGGUAAUCAUGACGAUGAAGGAUCAAUGUCAAGAUGGCAAUUAUCUAAAAUUGUUAGUGAAUUGCCCUACUCGUUAUUCCAAAUAGGUCCUAGCGAUACAGAUGAUAAUACAUUUGGGGUUGGAAACUAUGUAAGAGAAAUUAAAGACAACAAAGGGAAGACGGUUACGGCAUUAUAUUUUUUGGACUCCCAUAAGUAUUCUCAAAACUCUAAGGUCUUCCCUGGUUAUGACUGGAUAAAAGAAGAGCAGUGGAAAUAUAUGGAGGAAUACGCUAAUACUCAUGAUUCUAUCAAACAACCCUUAGAUUCUAAACAAUUGUUAUCGAUGGCAUUCUUUCAUAUACCGAUUCCGGAAUAUAGAGAAUUUCCGUCAGAGUACAGCAAUAGAAUGGUAGGUACUUUCAAAGAGGGUAUUACUGCUCCUAAGUAUAAUUCACAUGGUAUAGAAACGCUUCACAAGUUAGGUGUGUCUGUUACGUCAUGCGGACAUGAUCAUUGUAACGACUUCUGCGUGUUGAACGAAAAGGAAAAUAAUAGAGUAUGGCUAUGCUAUGGUGGAGGCACGGGUGAGGGAGGAUACGCGGGUUAUGGCGGGACAGAAAGACGUGCCAGAAUAUUUGAAAUUGAUGCUCAGAAAAAAAAUAUAUACUCUUGGAAGCGUCUAAAUGGCUCCCCAGAGAAAACCUUUGGUCAUCAGAAAUUGGUCAACGAUGGUUCUCCAUAUAUUGCUUGA
This is a messenger RNA of Kluyveromyces marxianus DMKU3-1042, 1746 nucleotides long. RefSeq names its product phosphoprotein phosphatase (gene DCR2). NCBI's taxonomy places the organism in Eukaryota, Fungi, Ascomycota, Saccharomycetes, Saccharomycetales, Saccharomycetaceae. Gene Ontology annotation, molecular function: phosphoprotein phosphatase activity. Gene Ontology annotation, cellular component: cytoplasm. The coding region runs from base 1 to 1746 and encodes 581 amino acids. The transcript has a single exon. The record is from RefSeq and is a predicted model, not a curated record.